GGGGCUUCGCGGAGCCGCAGGAGGAGCCCGGUGUGGCGGGGCCAUGCGCGCGUCCCCCGGGGAAGCGGGGCCCGGGCCGGCCGGGAGAAGAUGCGCGCGGGAGGGGAGGAUGCCGGGGGCCGCAGGGGGCUGCCCUCCGCCGCCCGGGCGGUGGGCACGAGCCCCGGCCCCGCCUCUCCUCCCUGCCAGCCGCCCCCCACCCCCAGUCCCCUCCCUCUCCGUGUCUUGCACAGGGUCCGUUCCUCCGGAGUGGCCCACGGCCCCUCGCCAAAGCACGCGGAGCCGCAGACUCUUGGAGCAUCUCCCCGAAAGCUCCGGAAUAGGAGGCUGCCAUUUCCCACAACAUGGAAGUGUGUCCUUAUUGCAAGAAGCCAUUUAAACGAUUGAAAUCCCAUUUACCGCACUGUAAGAAGAUUGAGGCAGCUGGCCGUGAGGAUCAGAAAGCUCUUCCAUCCGAACCAGCUCCACUCGCAAGUGGUAAAAAGACCAGACGGCCCCUCCAGGAUGAGAAGGAGCCAGGAACGGGAGUCGGGGAAAGAUGCACCAAGAUAACAAGGGACUUGCCGGGAAGACCCGUUCAGCCAUUUCCUCCGCAAGAGGUCAGCGUGGGAAGCGCAGGUUCCAGCGAGGCAGGUGGCGACAUCAGGAACCCAACCCCAGGCUCCCUGCGACUGUCGGGAAACACUGUGCCAACGGCAGCGGGCGGCACCCCCAAAGCCAAGCCCCCCCGGGGCCCUAGAGCCGAGCGGAGGGGAAGCGAGCCUGCACAGACGGAAGCAGCUCUACCCCGGGGCCCCGUGAAACCUUCCUUGUCCAGCCCAGAGAGAAGUUACUCCUCGGCCUUAGCAAAGAACAUUGAGGCCAUUUCGGCCCAUUUCAGUGUGGACAGAACCACUCCCUCCGGACAGAAGCUUCAGGGAAAAGCGCCACCCGGGGCCCCAAGGGGUGACACCCAUAACUCUACCACCAGUCUUGGCCACACUAGCCAAGCCAGGGCUAGCGAGCAUAUCUCACGUGUGCCCCUGGGUGUGGCCGGCUCUGGGACUCAGGCGCCGGCUCCAGGACCACCGAGCCUCCGUUUGCGCGUGAUCUUGAGAGACGCAAAGCAGGGCCAGGAGGCCUUAGGCCCCGGACUCCCCCUCGCUGGAGGGGCCCAUGGGGGCACAGGCAAGGCCGGGGAGAGCAUGGCGGUCGCGCAGGUUUCCACAAGUGGUCACUCCAAGAAGGACCGUCUGGGCCCUGCGGGCCCUGGGCUGAGGGCCCGAGAUGCAGCUCCCGGCUUGAGUUGGCCACGGGCCGGCCCGAAGGCUGCUUUCCCCAGCCUGGCCGCUCUGACGAUGGAGUUCCUCCCGCCUCAGAAAGCUGAGGCCUGCCCCCCUCGGGGGGCCCCUGAGCCCCGGGCCUCACUGCUGAGCCAGUUAGGCUGUGGGGAGUCCAUGCUGGGUGCCUUGCCCCAAGCCAAGACCCCCCUGGGGCAGCUGUUGGCCCCGCAGCCGGCCCUGCCCUGCGCCCAGCAGAGCCCCCCGACAGCAGUGGCGGGUGCACUGGGCCUCCAGUGGCUCCCGGAGCUGUACCCGGCCUACCUGGGGCUCGGGAUGCUCCCCGGGAAGCUGCAGUACUGGGACAUGACGGCGCUGAAGCCGCACUUCGUCAGUCCCCAGGGCGAGAGCCGCUCGCAGGUUCCUUUGUUGGGAAGAAGUUGGACCGGUCUCAGGAGCCUGGAACCCGCUGGCCUCACCCCCUCCAACCUCUCUCUCACCAGCCUCUUGGCAGCAGUUCAAAGAGGCUGCCUCAAGUGCGGCACGUCCAUGCGGAGCGGCGUGGGCAGCGUGACCAUGCUCUUCACUGGCUACUUCGUCCUCUGCUGCAACUGGAGCUUCAAGCAUCUGAAGCUGCAGCGCUGGCGGAAGUAACGGGCAGACGUCAUCGUGAUCCCGCGAGAGCCCCAGGAGACAGCGACCUGAGCCGCAGAGGGAGGGCCAGCGGGCAGGGAGAAUAAAGGCGUCCAGCCUCAGCCCAGGAGAGUGCUUUUGUCUCUGUGCGGCGCCCACCUCUGCCUGCAUGUUUGUCUG
Messenger RNA from Sorex fumeus (smoky shrew), 2072 nucleotides. RefSeq names its product chromosome unknown C17orf80 homolog (gene MTNAP1). The record is from RefSeq and is a predicted model, not a curated record. The transcript is spliced from 5 exons. NCBI's taxonomy places the organism in Eukaryota, Metazoa, Chordata, Mammalia, Eulipotyphla, Soricidae. The coding region runs from base 345 to 1913 and encodes 522 amino acids.